Molecule: messenger RNA, 1038 nt
Organism: Moneuplotes crassus
Lineage: Eukaryota; Ciliophora; Spirotrichea; Euplotida; Euplotidae
Source: the annotation of a GenBank genome assembly
UUAUACAAAAUGAACUUGAAAGUUUUAGCACCAGCUGUAAGAGGAUUCAGAAGGAAAUCAAUUACUCGGGGAGAGAUCCAGACCAGCUUUAAGACUAAUAAAUUUUACUUCAAAGGAAAUGAGGAUAAAUAAAAAACACGAAAUGAUGGUUCGCAUGGCUGACUCUUUUGCUGGUCAAACAACUCCUCUCUAUCACUGAAAAUUGGAUUAUAAAUAAGAACAAAAACUCCCUGUUCAUGAGUCCAUACUUGAGAAUUGAGAAAAAGAAGCAUUCAAAAGAGUUUAAUAGAAUUCAGAGAAAGAUGACUGAGAUUACAAGAAAGAAUUCUCGAAGGAACUCUACCCUCUCAAAGACCACAUUUUGUGAUGAUAGCUUGAAGAAUAUUAGCGAUGUUCGAGGGAAAAGCAAACGGCUUGUGAAACUUCAGAAAAAUCUUCGAGAUACAAAAUUAAAGCGUGAAUUUUUCAACAGUAGCUUUAUAAGCUUAGAGACUGAGAAACCUCUGAUUGACAAUGAGAAGAUUGUUAUUAAAAGGAAUUCAAGCCUAGGUAUCAGAGCUUGUAAGUCUAGAGAAAUAAAAGCACAAGAGGUAAAUAUUGUUCGUAACAUCCAGAAAUCAAAAUUUUUAUAUCCCAUGGAGAACAAGGAAAAAUUUUUAAUCUUUGAUGUUACACCAAUAGUCAAUAAAUAAAUAUAUAAGACAAAAACUUUCAAAAGAAAAAUCCGAAAAAUCUUGAAAACUUCCCAGAAAUCCCAAAAAUCCAACUAGGCUCAAAAUUGACUCUAAAAGGCUUAAAAAGUCUAUUUUCCGUCCUCAGCGCUGUCCAGAUAUUCAAACCUCCUUCUUCACCCUCCCCAAAAAUUACAUUCCUCGCCCAAGGCCCUUCAAAUCUCAGUCACGACCAAACCCCCCUUCUUCAACACAACUCUCCUCUCAGACCUCCUUCAGUAUAGCUUAUCAACUCCAAAACUUUGAUGAGUCUCAUUUCAGCAGAUCAACAAUCAUCCCAAAUUUAACUUCUAAAGAUCCAAUUUAC